Bicyclus anynana (squinting bush brown) is the source of this 891-nucleotide messenger RNA. Its product is annotated as mitochondrial import inner membrane translocase subunit Tim21. Gene Ontology annotation, cellular component: TIM23 mitochondrial import inner membrane translocase complex. NCBI's taxonomy places the organism in Eukaryota, Metazoa, Arthropoda, Insecta, Lepidoptera, Nymphalidae. The coding region runs from base 123 to 788 and encodes 221 amino acids. The transcript is spliced from 3 exons. Gene Ontology annotation, biological process: protein import into mitochondrial matrix. The record is from RefSeq and is a predicted model, not a curated record.
UGGCAUUUGAAUUUGGCUUUGGCGUUUACUACAAAAAAAAUAGACUGAAAUCUGAAAAAUAACCGGGUAAUUUUCCAGUUUGCUUAGAUUACGUACUUAUUUUUAGGCUUAACUUUUUAACAAUGACUUUGAUUUCAAAAUUACUCCGUGCAAAUAGAUCUAUCGAUUUGCUUCCUGUGAUUGGAAUUAACAAAUUUAAUUAUCCUCGUUGCUAUUCCACUGAAAAAGAAAAGGGGUUAACACAAAGUCGAGAAAGAGCUGAUGUAUCAACAGACGUCCGACCGCUUGGUGAAAAAAUCAAAGAGACUAGCAAAACCGUCUCAUAUACUGGUAUAAUAUUAGCUGGUUUAGGAGUAACCGGCAUCAUAUUUUACUACGUAUUUCGGGAAUUGUUUUCCAGCAAUAGUCCCAACAGUAUAUACUCUGUAGCACUAGAAAAAUGUAAAAACGACCCAAGAGUAGAGGAAGCUUUGGGUACUCCAAUUUUGGGUUAUGGAGAGGAAACUUCCAGGCGGAGAAGAACCAGAGUCAGUCAUGCAGUGUAUGAGAAAGAUGGAGUUAAACAUAUGAGAAUGAGGUUCUAUAUCAAGGGAAUUAGAAAUAAAGGUGUCGCUGAACUAGAUAUGAAGCAGAAUGAAUAUGGAAAUUAUGACUGCAGAUAUUUAUUAGUACAACUGGAUGACUACAGUGGUAAAACUUUCAUCAUUGAAGACAACCGUGGAUUUCUAGAUACUGGAAAACCAGAGUUUGGCAGCCAACAGUUGCCUACAUUAACUCUGACACAGUAAAUAGCCCUAGAAUAUGUAUUACAUAUGAAGUCAACCUGUAGAUAAAUGUAUAUUAUUUAGAUAAGUAAUAGAUAAUUAUGUUAAAUAAAUACUGUUGUUUAUU